This is a messenger RNA of Triticum turgidum subsp. durum (durum wheat), 792 nucleotides long. NCBI's taxonomy places the organism in Eukaryota, Viridiplantae, Streptophyta, Magnoliopsida, Poales, Poaceae. The record is from the annotation of a GenBank genome assembly.
AUGGGGAGACGCCGAGCCGGCGGCGGGGGGCGCGGAGGAGGCAGAGAUCGAGGCCGAGGAGGAGAAGGACGGGGUGGAGGAGAGGAGGAGGAUCUGCAGCUGCACAAGGCCGCGAGGUCGGGUGAUGCGGCGGCGGCGGAGUCGCUUUGCGAGUCCAACCCUCUCGCCCUCAACUCCAGAGACCGCCUCUCCCGCACCCCACUCCAUCUGGCGGCAUGGGCUGGGCAUGUUGAUGUUGUGAAAUGCCUUUGCAAGCACAAGGCUGAUGUCGGGGCUGCAGCAAUGGAUGACACUGCCGCAAUCCAUUUUGCUUCCCAGAAAGGUCAUUUGGAAGUGGUGCGUGAGCUGCUGGCGUCGGGGGCCUCUGUGAAAGCAAAGAACAGGAAAGGCUUCACGGCGUUGCACUUUGCUGCUCAGAACUCCCACCUGGAUCUUGUGAAGUAUUUAGUGAGGAGGGGCGUGGACAUCACAACAAAGACAAAUGCAGGGCAAACGGCUCUACAUGUUGCAGAGAAUGAUGAUGUGCGUGCUUUCCUGAAAGAGUGUGAGCAGUCACUGAAGAAGGGAGUGGAGCUACCAUCCGAGAAGAAGGAUGAUUCUGUAGCUGAGAAGGCUGAUGACGGCAAGGUCUCAGGUGAAGAUAGAAAAGAUGGUGUUGAUGCAGGACAGGGCGAGAAGAGGAAGAGUGAGGAGAUUGGUGCUGGGACGAGGCCGCCGGAGGUGAAGAAGGCCAAAGUUUCACUUUCGCAUCUUGAGAACGACAUGGAAGAAGAGGAUGAAGCAGACGAAUAG